Messenger RNA from Vigna unguiculata (cowpea), 1326 nucleotides. RefSeq names its product DNAse I-like superfamily protein. Gene Ontology annotation, molecular function: double-stranded DNA 3'-5' DNA exonuclease activity; DNA-(apurinic or apyrimidinic site) endonuclease activity; phosphoric diester hydrolase activity. Lineage: Eukaryota; Viridiplantae; Streptophyta; Magnoliopsida; Fabales; Fabaceae. Gene Ontology annotation, cellular component: nucleus. The record is from RefSeq and is a predicted model, not a curated record. Gene Ontology annotation, biological process: base-excision repair.
AUGAACCAGACUGAGUUUUGGGUGGAAGGACCAAACAAAGGGCAAAAACUUUCACAGUGGAGGCAAAUAGAGUGAAGUGAAAAGUGGUGAUAGUUAAGCGGGAAUAGCAAAGAGUGAAAAACAAAGGGAGAAGAAUGAAACGGUUUUUCAAAGUAGUGGAAAAAGAUUCAGAUGGGUCUGCGAAGAAGCCAAGAGAGAGUGAGAAUGAUGCCGAAAAUGAAGAGAACAACAAGAAGAAGGAACCGUUGAAGUUUAUGACAUGGAAUGCCAACAGUUUUCUUCUUCGGGUCAAAAACAACUGGCCCGACUUCACCAAGCUCAUCACCACUUUUGAUCCUGAUGUCAUUGCCAUUCAGGAAGUUCGGAUGCCUGCUGCAGGAGCAAAGGGUGCAUCUAAAGUUCCGGGGGAAAUAAAAGAUGAUACAAACGCAGCCAGGGAAGAAAAGAAGGUAUUGAUGCGUGCACUCUCUGCUCCACCUUUUGGCAACUAUCAUGUUUGGUGGUCUCUUGCAGAUUCAAAGUAUGCAGGGACAGCAGUACUUGUGAAAAAAUGCUUGAAGCCAAAAAGUGUUGUUUUCAAUCUUGAUAAAUUAGCCUCAAAACAUGAACCAGAUGGUCGAGUGAUCCUAGUUGAAUUUGAAACACUCCGUUUAUUGAAUACAUAUGUACCAAACAACGGAUGGAAAGAGGAGCCAAACUCGUUUCAAAGGAGAAGAAAAUGGGACAAAAGGAUUCUUGAAUUCGUUACACAAAAUUCAGACAAGCCUUUAAUAUGGUGUGGGGAUCUGAAUGUCAGCCAUGAAGAGAUUGACGUAAGUCAUCCCGAGUUUUUCAGUACAGCAAAACUCAAUGGUUAUAUCCCUCCAAAUGAAGAGGAUUGUGGUCAACCUGGGUUUACCUUGGCUGAAAGAAGACGAUUUGGUACCAUCUUAAGAGAGGGAAAGCUGGUGGAUGCUUACAGAUUUUUGCAUAAGGAUAAGGACAUGGAGCGAGGUUUCUCAUGGUCUGGAAAUCCAGUCGGAAGGUAUCGUGGAAAACGGAUGAGAAUAGACUAUUUUUUAGUUUCAGAGAAACUCAAAGAAAGGAUUGUUGCAUGUGAAAUACAUGGACAUGGGAUAGAGUUAGAAGGUUUCUAUGGAAGUGAUCAUUGUCCCGUUACCUUAGAGCUCUCUCCUAGUUCUGAUCCUCAAAAUGAGGAUGCAAUAUAAGAAGUGUUAACGUUACAGCUCAACUGUCUUAAUUUUUUCUUCUUUUUGUCAUUUAUUUCUCUAUUCUCUGGACUUUGUAGGCGGAAUAUUUCUUUAAUGAGAAGCUAUGCUUUCAUCA